Molecule: messenger RNA, 2861 nt
Organism: Dalotia coriaria
Lineage: Eukaryota; Metazoa; Arthropoda; Insecta; Coleoptera; Staphylinidae
Exons: 4
Coding region: 178-2082 (634 amino acids)
Source: RefSeq, a predicted model, not a curated record
GACGCGACAGAUGCUUUUACAAAUAAACAUGGCGUUUAAAUGCUGUCACAAAUUGUUGAAAAUAAAAACUUGCCAAUAAUGGACACAUGCCCAACUAUAUCAAUUCGCACACCGUGAACUUAUGUCUCUCUCAAUCGAAACUUGCUACGCACAUUUUGUUGGUUAUGUUACCAUCGAAUGAACACAAUGAAUUCGGCCGAAGAUUUACCAUCAAAUAUCAUAAAUGACUGCUCGGAUAAUGAAAGCACACCUGCUCCUGAUCCAAAUGCUAAUCUGAGAGACACCAGUCGCGGUGCCAUCCCGAAGAAAACAAAGUCUCUGCCUACAGGCUCCACAAAGCCAAUGAAGUCUGUGUCAUCUGCAUCAUCAACAUCCAAGAAAAACAUCAAACUAAACAACAACAUUGAGAACAUGUCAACACUAAAUACUACUGCUGAUGAAGUCCCCAAAGUUAAUGGUGUUACCAGCAAUGGCCUAUGCACAAAUCAUUACUUGAAUGAUUUGUUGGAGCCUUCUUGUUCAAGUAGAGAUGUUUAUUGCAAAUUUGAUGUGCAUGAAAGAGAUACAGCAAGUGAUAGUGAUGCAGUUGACAAUGAUAGUGAUGCUGAUACUGAACUGUUGUCAGUCUCAGAGGAUGGUUGUAUUUAUACUUAUAAAGGUGAUAAUAAUGCAGACCUUCCAAGUUCAUUCUUUGAUAUACCACCAGAGAUUCCUGAAAAUCAACAAGACCAACCUGCUGUUGAAGAGGUGGUGAACAGGCAGGAUGCUUCAAGUCCAGAAAUGGACUAUCUGGAGAUGGAUUUUGAUCCUUCUAAUAAUGGUGAUGGAGAUUCUGCCUCAGAAAAUGAGAUGCCAAUGCAAGAGGAAGAAGAGGAAGCCAGUCCACACAAUGAAGAAGAAACUGCAAAUAAUUUACAAGAUGUAGAAGAAAGUCAAGCAAGUACAAGCGGAUUAAAUAAUGUUAACCCAACUGGAAGUUUUAAUGCUGUAAAUGUUGGUGAUGCAAGUCCGCUGCAGGAAAUUGCAGCAAAUGUUGAAAGAUGGGUUGAAAAUAAUGCUUCAGUACCACUUCCAGUGGCUCCUGUGAUGACACCUGAUGAAGGCAAAGUAAUGCCCUGGUCUUGUACGCUCGCACAACGCACGAAAUCGAAAUAUUUGCGUUAUACGAAACGCGUGCAUUGCUCGCGCGGCGAAUUAAUAUCACCCAGUGAGGUGCCAUCUACAUCUUUUAAGAUUGUUAUGGUCCGCCCGGAAUCAUUGGAGGAACCUGCUAUGAUUUGGUCUCGUGAGGAAGCCAAUCUCAAGCAGGUAACGCAGAUUGGUCCGUCAUCAUGUGGCGCAACAGCUGUUUUAAACGUAUUGAACGCGCUGCGGUUUCCGGUGCCUUCUUUGGAGAAGCUCCGUGAGUUCGUGACGACGCGCAUGCGAGAAAAUAACAGCCCACUGACUAAAUAUCUGAUGUCGCGCAGUCGAGCUGGCUCGACGCAUAAAGAUCUCAUCGAUGGUUUGCAUGAGAUCUCUAAUGGUACAAUUUACGCGCGAUUUUUUCAUAUGUAUCCUGAGCGCGUGGUGAAUCUGUACAAAUGGCUGGGUUUUUGGAUUACGAAUGGUGCUGUGCCCAUUGCCACGUUAAACCUGCAGAAAUGCGUAGGAACAAUUCCGGAUGCUUGGCAUCAUCAGAUGAUUUACGGCGUUGAUUCAAUCGGAAUUCAUCUGACGAAUCCGAUGGAGCAUGUGGAGGCGGGUUUGUUAUGGCCGCAGCUUUGUUCUGAAUCUGUUUUGAUGGUUCGGCGGAGUGAUGUGCUUUCACGAUGGAAUUUCAAUACGGAUUUGCCGGAUCUGAUGCGAAUCAACGAUGUCCGAUGGCAGCGAUUAAAUGUUGUUGGUCAAGUAGCGAAUGUUGUCCACGAGAACAGUCGUGAACUACGGCAGGGAUUCACAAACACGUCGCAUAUUCGCAUUCCUGCCGCGUACUCAUCGGGAAUAACUUUAGCCACGUCGGUUAAUUCACCGGCGUACGCCCUACUGAAGCAGGCGCCCGAACUGCCACUUCUCGGCACGCAGGACGCCGCUUCCAAUUAGCGGUUUGUGUUUCGAUUCAUAAUUUAGUUGUACAUUUGUAAAUAUCCCAGACGUUUAAUUAAUUUUUACGCUUCUACGAGCUAGUAGAAUAGAAUUGACAAUUAUUUGUAACAAAUAGAAUCUAAAACGCGUUUCGAUUUUACGUUGAACUGGAAGUGCGUACGAUUAAAAAACUGAAUAAGAAAAAUGUGAUAACUAUUUUGUAGCAUCUGGUCAUCGUUGUUUUUGGGCAAAAUUUAGCGGAAGAAAAAAAGAAGUUAGCAUAUUAUUGUAAUAUGAAUGUGCCAUUUUUCGUUGUGUAUUCAGAUCCAGGUAAACAAGAGCACCAAAGAAGCGGAAACGUCAAUGAUGACAUCACAUACACACACACACUGGCAGAAACAUAUUUAGACAAUAUAUACUCUUAUUGCAAAGUAAUUGUAAGCAGAAUGUGGGAAACAAGUAAACAUUAAUUAUUCAUAUGCUGCCCGGAAAAUGAACCUUUAUGAGGGUAGCGGUUCAAGCGCGACCCAUUAUGUUGCCUACGCCGCCAACGAGGGCUCUAUAUUUAUUACAUACUAAUAUUCAUUCAUUACAAACCAAACUGUUUGCUGGGAAUAUGUAUGGGAAGUUAUGUCACUUUACUUUUCGAAUGGAAUGCGCUAAUGUACGCAUCAUUACACUCUUUUCAUUGUAUUACCAUAAUAUGACAACUUAUGUACGAACAAUGUAUCGGUUUUUAAUGUAAAUACGCAAACGAAUAUUUAUCUCGAGAAUUACAGAAUUAUUUAAACUGGUAA